GAGCACUAUCAGUUCGUGGCAAAGGUGUUUUCCCCUUAAAUAGUAACUACACAGAAAAUAUAAGAUAAUAUUAUCUAUUCUGUGUUUCCAAAGCUUUUCAUAUAUACAUUUUAAUCAGCUAUUUACUUUAAAUUAAAGUAGAUAAUUUCUUAUCAUAUUUUAUUGAGGAAACGCACAUUUUGAUUUUUCAGAAUUGUUUUAUGAUGAUAUUAAGAAUUUACUUUUUUUACCUUUAAUUAGUUAUUUCUUUAAUGAUAUAUUUCAUUGAAAAAAAAACAAUUUUUUAUGACUACGUUUACAAAUAAAAAUAAAUGGAUCCAGAAAAUUUACCUCCAUUUGUGUUCUUACACAAAAAUCAUACUUAUCGUUUGAAAUUAGGAUUUUUUGCUGCACCUAGUAACCUUAAAAUAUUUUCCAAAGCUGUUAGGAAUGAGCUGAAUAAGUUAAAAUACAUGUAUUGUUCAGAUUUGGAAGGAUUGAUUAUGGAAUUUGGUCAAAUUAAAUCUAAAGAUGUAAUUCAAGCAGAUAACAGACAUAAUAUUAGUGUGUCAGUAAAAGUUGAUGUCUUCAUUUUUAGACCACCAAUAGGAUCAGUUAUUGAAGCUGUUGUCAACCAAGUCAGUGAAAAUCAUGUUAGUUGUUUGGUUCUUAAUUUGUUUAAUGUGUCAAUUGUACGACCAGAACAUCAAACUUUUGACUACUGGGAAGGAUCAAAUGUAAACAAAAAUGAAAAAAUACAUGUUGAAGUAUUGUCUUUCGAUCUCACAAAAAAAUUACCCCAUAUAACUGGAAAAAUAGUUUCUAAUUGUAAUAAUAAAUCGGUGGAGUCUGAAUAUUCUAGAAGUGUGCAAGAUAUUUCAGCUAAAGAAUCUUCUAGAGAAGGAUCUGUUAUUGAAAUAAUACGAGAAGCUAAAUGUAUAACUAGUGAUGAUACAUCAAACUCUUUCAAGUCGGCUAUUAAUAAUAAUUCGGAAAAUUCUGAUUUAUCAAUUUCUAUAUAUACAGAUAUAGAAGAUGCAUCAAAUAAUUCUGAAAAUCAAUCAAAUUUAAAAGAAGUAUUAGAUUUAUCAAAUAAUAGUAAAACAGCGACUCAUUCCCGUGACAUACUAAUGGAUGGUGAUAAAAAAUUUACAUUGAAACAUAAUGAUAAAAAAAAUAAGCAAGUUGGUAGUCCAAUGUUUAGUUCUACGCCACUUUCAAAUUCUGAGUAUAAUAUUAACACUUUAAAUUUAAAUAAAUUAAAACGUUUUGAACAAAUGCAGACACAUAUAAGAAAACACAUAAGUUCUAGUAAUUUAAAUUUAAAUAAAAGUGAUGUUACUGGAAGUACAUCACAUUUUAAUUUGAUGAUAGAUAAUAAUAGAAGUCCUCAAAAAGCUAAACAAAUUCUAAAUAAAUCUGAAGCUAUCACAAAUAUUAACCUAAAUGAAAUGAAAACAAGCAUAUUAAAGAGAGAUUUAAUAGAGCUUAAUAAUAGUAAAGAUUCUGAUGAAAUAUCUCUUUGCACUACUCAUAGUUUUUCUAACGCUUCUAAUAAAAAUAAUAGUUUAAAAUUGUCAGAAAUUAACAGUUGUGAAGAUAAAAGUAAAUUAAUGUUAAAGACUUCCUUGGGAUUCAAAAAAGAUUUGACUUAUGAAAAGGUAAAAAAUAUUUCACCUAAUGAAAGUUCUGAUAGUGACUCUAUUAUAUCUUUACAAAAUAAAUAUCUUACAUUAAAAAAUAAAAAUAACAUAACAAGUCCAAUUCAAAGUACAACAUUUUCUACCAAAUAUGGUGGUAAUAGUAACAUUGAUCUUGUAACAAAUUUUUUUUCACCUAAACUAUUGUCCUCUACUUCAGUUAAUCAAAUUAGUGUAAAUAAAAAUAGUUUAAAGACUAGUAAUUCACCUAAAAAAUUGAAUAGUUUUAAUAUUCAAAAUAAUAAUUUGUCCAAAAAUAUAAGAGAUACAAGUAUCAAAAAAUCUAAAAAUGAAUUAUUCUGUAGUAAAAAAGCUAAAAAUAAAAACGAAAAAAGUAUUUUAAAUAUAUCUCCUGAAGAAACAAGUUUUCUUAAUUUUGUAAGUCAAGAAAAUCAAAAACUAACUUACAAUAAAAUAUCUACUAUAGAAAAUUCAACUAGUGCAAGUUCGGAUGAUGAAAUGUAUAAUUCAAUUAAAAAAAGCAUUAUAAAUACAAAAAAGAUUAAUAAUUAUGACAUAAAAGUCUCAAGGAAAAGGAUAGAUUCAACAUCUUCAGAUAUUAGUGUUAGUGAAGAUGAAAAUAAUUUAUUAAAAUCUAUUUAUGAAAAAAGUUUUAAGACCAAUGAAAUUAAUUUAUCUUCUAAACUUAAUAUAUCCCAAGAAUCUUCAAAAACAUCUACAGCACCUAAUGAGUUGAAAACAUCUAAAGCAGAAAUUUGUUCAACUAUUUCUAAUCCUAAUGACAUUACUAAAAAUAAGAGUUCAAUGAUAUCUUCCAUACAAAAAAAGAAACAUAGAAAAAAAAUUACAGAUUUAAUCAAUGAAUUAAUUUGUGAAAAAAGCAAAUAUGAGAGCUCACAAAAAACUGAAAAUUUGAAUUUAGAAAUAGUAGCUAAUACUGUCUUAGCUAAAAAAAAUAUAAAUAAUAAGCAUGUUAAUGAAAAUAAUAUUGUUAAGAUAGAAAAAUUGAAAAAAAACAAUCCAAUUGAAGAUGAUAUUCUUGAUAUAAUCCAAAAUUUAAUUACUGAAAAAACUAAAGAUGACAAAUUACAUAAUGUUAAAUCUAAUGGGGAUCAUACCCACAAAAGUAAUACUUUGAAAACUGAUGUUAAGAAAGAAAAAACUAAAAACGUUAAAAUUAAAAAAAUAAAAAGGUACACUGUUCUUGAUAGUCUGGAUAAUAAUAAUAGUAGUAGUGAAAAUGUUGAUAGUACUUUGGAUCUAAUUCCUAAAAAGUAUAUAAAUAAUACACAGUUAUUAGAUAAGAAAAAUGUAAAAAAUGUUGUGUAUAUUGAAAAAAAUUAUAGUGAUAGUGAUAGUGAUGCACUUAUAAAAUCUUUUUUGAGUAAUAAUUCGACAACUAAAAAUACUACUAGUAAACCAUGUAAAAAAAGAAAAAGAGAAUCUAUAAAUAAAGAAAUUGAUACUCAUUUCCAAAAAAAAAAAAAAAAGUAUAGUGGUUCAUCACUUAUUUCUCAUGAUGAAACAAAGCCCAACAAGUUGGAAGAGUCAAUUAAAUAUCCAAAAAAACACCAUAAUGAAAAAAUUAUUAAUCUAGUUAAAAACUUGACCAAUGAAUAUAUCACACCAGAAAAAACAAAAAAUGAAGGAUUGUUUAUAAUUAAAAAUAAAAAAAAGAAAAAGAAAAAAAAUUACUCGGUUGGGGAUAGUAUAUGUGCCGAAAAAUGCAUUGAUAAUUCUAAUUUCCAACAAAACUUUUGUGAAAGAUUAAUUAAAGAAUCGAAUAUAAUUUUAAAAGAUGAAGAUUUUAGUAAUAAGAUUCAUAAAAAGAAAAAAAAGAAAAUCAAAGACUUUGACAUUGAAAAUCAGAAUUCUAAGGAAAAAAUAAACAAUAGUAAUUCAAUUUUUAUAGAAAAACAUAUUGAUGUAAAAGUUAAAAAAAAGAAGAAGAAAAACUUGACUCCCAUUAACAGUACUUAUGAAGACAAAAAUUUUGAUUUUGUUUUAAAUACUAAUAAUAAAAUAAAAAAUAUAACAUGUUCAUACCUUGAUGAUCAAAUUGUAGGUCUAGCUAAUGAAAAAAUUGAAGCUAAUUUAAAUAAACAAUAUAAUGACUCUGGAAAUAAUAAUGUAGAUUACAAAACUAAAAAGAAGAAAGAUAAAAAAAUUAAAAAAAUAAAUGAUGGAUCUUUUGAAGAAGAUAAUGUAAAUCAUUUAUUUUUAAAAAAAAAGAAGAAAAAGAAAAAAAGGGAAAUAAAUUUGAAUAAUGUAACUUCUGAAGAAAAAAAUCUUAAUAAUUUUUUAGUUACAAAAAAGAAGAAAAAAAAGAAAUAAUUCAGUCUUUCAAUACGCUGUUAAUAAAUUUUGAAUUUCUAUUUUAGAAAAAUAAAAUUAAAAUUGUAAUUAUUAUGUCUAAAAAAAAAAAUACUGUUUUAAAAUUAACAUCUUGAACUGCUCUAAUGGUUAUUUUUAACUUAUAACAAUUAAAUUAAAAUCUUUUUGUUAUAACAUUAAAACAAAUAUUAAUUUGUUAAUAUUUUUAUGUUUAAAAAUUGAAUUUUAUUUGAGAAAUUCGUUGUGAAGAACAUUGUAAAUAUAAUAGUUUUUAAAGAAUUUGUAAAAUUAGAUAUAAGAAAUAUAUUGUUAAUUAUAAUUUUAACCAUGCACAAAGUUUGAGAAGGGUUCGUGGGAAAAAGUCCU
This is a messenger RNA of Daktulosphaira vitifoliae (grape phylloxera), 4340 nucleotides long. RefSeq lists its product as uncharacterized. The transcript is spliced from 4 exons. Gene Ontology annotation, cellular component: RNA polymerase I complex. Gene Ontology annotation, biological process: DNA-templated transcription initiation. NCBI's taxonomy places the organism in Eukaryota, Metazoa, Arthropoda, Insecta, Hemiptera, Phylloxeridae. The coding region runs from base 312 to 3974 and encodes 1220 amino acids. The record is from RefSeq and is a predicted model, not a curated record.